Photinus pyralis (common eastern firefly) is the source of this 1600-nucleotide messenger RNA. It is a transcript of the gene Gnbp2, whose product is annotated as beta-1,3-glucan-binding protein-like. The record is from RefSeq and is a predicted model, not a curated record. Gene Ontology annotation, molecular function: carbohydrate binding; hydrolase activity, hydrolyzing O-glycosyl compounds. The transcript has 8 exons. The coding region runs from base 167 to 1519 and encodes 450 amino acids. Lineage: Eukaryota; Metazoa; Arthropoda; Insecta; Coleoptera; Lampyridae. Gene Ontology annotation, biological process: carbohydrate metabolic process.
CGCGGCAAGCUUGUUAAGUUGAAGGACGCUGGUUACUCUCUGCGUUACUCAUUUACAAAGUUGGUUAUUAAGAUGGACGGACGAUAACGGUUUACAAGUUUAGAGUACUGACGGAGGCUUCAGUGAAUAAAUACAGUUUAAGGAAAGUUGCGAUAGUGUAAAUAACAUGUUUGUCAAUAGGAUUUUGUGUGUUCUCUCGUUCAUAUAUGCGGUUAAAGGGGAUUACGCGGUACCGUCAUUGACAUUGGAGGCCUUAAAAAAAGGAGGAUUUCGUGUUUAUAUUCCCGAUGUCCCCGGCACGGCACUAUUUGCAUUUCACGCAAACAUCAAUGACAAUAUUCGCGCACAACAUCCAGGUAGUGUUAAUGGGGAGGCAAGGACUCCAACGAAUGGGUUUUGGAUACUGGAAUUCAAUGACAAGCUAAAACAGGGAGACGUGGUUAACUACUGGCUAUUCGUAAAUGCAAAUCAUUUGGGAUAUAGAAAGGACGGGGAGCCCAUAAAGAUUACACGACUUCUGGAUGCGUACACUGAGCUUAAGGGUAGAUGCGAACCCGGGUCUACUGUUAUUAAUGGGGGUAAAGCGACGUGCGUUGAUAACGUGAUCUUCCAAGAUAAAUUCGAUGGAAGUACUAUCAAUACGAUGCUUUGGAAGGUGGAGCACAGAAUUCCCACGUAUUCCGAACCAAAUUCGCCAUUUAAUUCGUAUGAAAAUCGGGAAGAUACCAAAUUUAUCAAAGAUAACAAAUUGCACUUGAAACCAAACGCAGUUCCAGAAUCAGACGUUCGGGGAACCUUAAAUUUGAGAGAAGGAUGCACGGGAACUAAAGAAAUAGAAUGCUUCUACGAACAAAGAUCAUCGUUUCUGUUACCACCAGUCAAAGCGAGUAAAGUUGUUUCAACGACUUCAUUUAAGUAUGGAAAGGUUGAAAUCAGAGCCAAACUGCCCAGAGGCGAUUGGAUAUUCCCUAUUGUACAAUUGGAAUUCGCACAAAGGGAUAUCGCAAAUCCGUCAAAAAUUUGGAUAGCGUACAGUAGAGGUAAUACCAAAUUAAUCAUGAGCGAUCCAAACGACAUCGAUGUACGUGGAUUUAGUGGGACCGAUAUUGGCGGGCGUCUCUUGCUCGCAGGACCUACGUUGGAGGAGCGCGAACCUCAACGAAGCAAACGGUUGGUUCACAAGUACGCGGAUCAACCGUUCUCUGACGAUUAUCACACUUACGGUUUGGUGUGGACCAAAGAUCAAAUGCGUUUCUACGUCGAUUCUGAGGAGUACGGAUCUGUUGAUCUGUCAACAGAAAAUCUCGAUCGGGAGUGCGUACUAAGUUUAGGCGUCGGAGUUGGAGGACUAUUCGAUUUCCCUGAAGGAACCUAUUCCGGAAGUAAUUACAAACCAUGGAGCAAUGAAGACAGAAACGCAAUCAAGCGAUUCUUUGAGAAGAAACCCAUAUGGGUUCAAACGUGGGAUGACGAGAAGUCCUGCCUUAUUGUCGAUCAUGUACAAAUUACGGCAGUUUAAACCAUUUCUAGCCGAUUUUGUGCCAAUUUUGUCAUAUCUUUUAGUGAUAGAAAACCAAAUAAAAGACGUUUUUGUAAUAAU